Trichoderma citrinoviride is the source of this 2265-nucleotide messenger RNA. RefSeq names its product phosphatases II. NCBI's taxonomy places the organism in Eukaryota, Fungi, Ascomycota, Sordariomycetes, Hypocreales, Hypocreaceae. Gene Ontology annotation, molecular function: phosphatase activity. The coding region runs from base 1 to 2265 and encodes 754 amino acids. The transcript has a single exon. Gene Ontology annotation, biological process: dephosphorylation. The record is from RefSeq and is a predicted model, not a curated record.
AUGAUCUUCACCGCGAUCAUUGAACAGCCACCUCAAGACGGCCAGGAGUCGACUCCUCCGCCUCCGCCAAAGAAGCGCGAGAAAUGGAUCACGUACCCGAUGCUCUCCCAUUGCACGUUCCGGCCGACGCCUCCAUCGUCCCGCCAGGCACCGUCAAUACGCAUCCAAUGCCGAGACUUUACGUUCAUCACGUUCAACUUCCCCACCACCGAGGUGGCGCGCGAGGCCUAUGAACAUAUCAAGUGUCGCACUUGCAAGCUUGGCACCGUCCAGAACCUAUUUGCCUUCAGCCAUAAGCCGCCCAAGAUGGAGAAAGAGGUCAACGGCUGGAAGCUCUACGACCCCAGAGCAGAGUUUCGUCGCCAGGGCAUCAGCGAGAAGCUGCCGGACAAGGGCUGGAGGAUCACCAACAUCAAUCAAGACUACAGUUUUUGCGACACCUAUCCGGCCGUUCUCGUUGUGCCGUCCAAGAUUUCCGAUAAUGUUCUCAAAUAUGCCAAGGAGUUCCGGUCCAGGAACCGAAUCCCCGCCCUCUCUUACAUCCACCCGGUCAAUAACUGCACCAUCACGCGGAGCUCUCAGCCGUUGGCAGGCAUCACCAGGAGGACCAAUGUCCAAGAUGAAAAGCUGGUAGCUGCUUCUUUCUCGGCUUCGACUGGUAACGGAGGCUCAGAAGACUCGUCACCAAUGUCGAGUCAGGCAGAGGUAUCCAACGGCAGCGUCAUGCUGGAGACUCAGUUGACGGAGACGGAACGAUACGAAGAUGAGCUUAUUUCCAGGUCUGCUGCGCUCUACGAUGAUAAGACCGGAAAGCGGCUCAUCUACGGCGCUCAGCAGAACAACCUCAUCGUUGACGCCCGUCCGACUAUCAAUGCCAUGAUGAAUCAGGUGCAGGGGAUGGGCUCGGAGCCGAUGGACAAGUACAAGUUCGCGCAAAAGGUCUUCCUCAACAUUGACAACAUUCACAUCAUGCGAAACUCCCUGCUCAAAGUGGUGGAGGCGCUCAAGGAUGCCGACCUGUCCCCUCUGCCCCCUAACCGCGAUCUACUGCAUCAGAGCAACUGGCUAAGGCACAUUCACGAUAUCCUCGACGGCUCGGCCCUUAUUGCCCGCCAAGUUGGCAUCAAGCACUCACACGUCUUGAUUCACUGCUCAGACGGCUGGGAUCGCACCAGCCAGCUGAGUGCCCUGGCUCAGGUCAUGCUGGACCCCUACUAUCGCACCAUUGACGGCUUCAUCGUCCUCGUAGAGAAGGACUGGCUGUCUUUUGGCCACAUGUUUAGGUUACGCUCAGGCCAUCUUAAUUCCGAGGAUUGGUUCACCGUACAGAAGGAUGCGUUCGCCGGUCUUAAGGUGCAGCCGGGGGAGAGCGAUGGACGGAGCGACGCUUUUCAAAACGUUCUCAGCGGCGCCAAGCGCUUCUUCAGCUCAAAUAAAGACGACGCCGACCUCGCCACCAUGGGCGAGACCGCCAGCGGCCAGGUGGUGGACGAGGAAGCCACCGUGCCGAAGAUGAUCAGUCCGGUUUUCCACCAGUUCCUCGACUGCAUGUACCAGCUGCUGCGGCAGAACAAGACGCGCUUCGAGUACAACGAACGAUUCCUCCGCCGUCUAAUGUAUCACUCAUACUCGUGCCAGUACGGUACCUUUUUGUACAACUCGGAGAAGCAGCGAAAAGAGGCCCGAGUAGCAGAGAAGACAUCAUCGGUGUGGGACUACUUCCUCUGCCGAAGAGCUGAAUUCACCAAUCCCGACUACGACCCGACAAUUGACGAUCAUGUCAAGGGGAAGGAGCGCAUCAUUCUGCCGCGUCUUGACGAGAUUCGUUGGUGGCAUCAGCUGUUCGGCCGGACCGAGGACGAAAUGAACGGUGCGCUCAACGCCGCGGCCAUUGCGGAAAGCGACCGGCAGGCUGCCGUCUCGAGCCUCCACUAUCCCAGCGUUGCCCGGGCCGAGGAGGCGCCAGAGACGACGACAUCGUCGGCCUCGAGUCCACGACCACCCAGUUUGUCAACCAGCCAAUCGGUGCUCACGUCAGUCGAGACUGCGCACGGCAUCCUGACGCCCGAAGACAGGCAUGCCGCGCUGCAGCACAGCGCGUCUGCCGAUGGGAUAGGCGCGUUUGCCGCCCUUCGCGACGGCAUCGCCGGUCUCAACAUUGGCAAGGCUGUCAUGUCCAACUUCGGCCGUGCCGCCGAGCCCGUUGCUGAAAGCUCGACUCCAGCCCCCAUUUCUCGCGAACAAGAGAUGCGGGAGAUGACGUAG